Epinephelus fuscoguttatus (brown-marbled grouper) is the source of this 6048-nucleotide messenger RNA. Its product is annotated as VPS10 domain-containing receptor SorCS1-like. Gene Ontology annotation, biological process: post-Golgi vesicle-mediated transport. NCBI's taxonomy places the organism in Eukaryota, Metazoa, Chordata, Actinopteri, Perciformes, Serranidae. Gene Ontology annotation, cellular component: membrane; Golgi apparatus. The transcript is spliced from 27 exons. Bases 289 to 4026 code for a protein of 1245 amino acids. The record is from RefSeq and is a predicted model, not a curated record. Gene Ontology annotation, molecular function: protein binding.
UAUAACUUAAUUAAGAGGACGCCCAGUUCCUGUUUUUGCUUUUUUUUUCAUCCAGGUUGAGAUGAGGAUGCGGGGGUAUGGGCCCCUCUCCCCUCUCGUCCAGGAUUCAGCCUCCAGCUCCUCCUCUGAUGCAUCGUUUGCAUCAGUACUUGGGAACACUUGUCCGCGCGCUGCUGCACCUCCCCACAGUACAUUCACGGACUCCACUUUACCAGGUGAUGACAGACAGACGCACAAGAGUAACAAUGAUAUGUUUUUAACACGGCCCGAAGUCGGAAUUAACGUAGAAUGGAGACGCGCCUCAGUCACUGCCUUUUUAUCAUUUUCUCUGAGUGGAUUUGGCUCUUCACCCUAACUUCCAUCCUGGGCGGAACAAAAGCGGAGCUGAGGUGCAUUCCCUCGUGCCAGCUGCCGCUAAUUACAGCAUUUCCCCGGGAACUCUCGGAGCUGGAUUUGACUCAUUUUGGCGAGGCACCAGCUGAAGAAUUUGUUGGAUUAACGGAGGGGUCACCGGGCGCAGAACCCACCGCCGGCGGGGACGAGAAGCACAGCGUUGCGGGAUUGCGCAGAGAAAGUUCGCCUGAAGUGCAGCCACGGUUAGGGGGGAAUAACACAAGUUGUGUCCAGAACGGUCAGCAAAAACUUUCCCACCCUGAAGUGUUUCCUGAAAGUGCUUCACCCGAGGCUGCUGCGUCUCCCAGCGGGUGUAACGCAACCGAAAAUACCCCCGGUGAUGGCAAAAACGACAGUUUUUAUGCUGAAAAUGGGGCGCAGGUUGAUGUGACAGUAAACGAGGAUGUGGCCAGUUGGAGACGAACGCGGAGUGCGAGGAGCGCAGAGACUUGGUCCGGAUUCAGACCUGAGGAGGACGGGGAGGACGCUUCGUUUGCGGACCAGGAGGAGUUUGAGCUCACAAGUUCGACAUUUGCACUCACUGGGGACACGGCUCAUAACCAGGCGAUGGUGCACUGGUCCGGACAGAACAGCAGCGUGAUUCUCAUGUUGACGAAGUACUAUGACUUCAACUCUGGCAGAGUAACAGAGAGUUCUUUAUGGAGGUCAACCGAUUAUGGGACCACAUAUGAGAAACUUAAUGAGAAAGUCGGGCUGAAAACCAUACUGAGCUACUUGUACGUGAGUCCUAACAACAAAAGGAAGAUCAUGUUACUUACCGACCCGGAGGUGGAGAGCAGCCUGCUCAUUAGCCUUGACGAGGGGGCGACCUAUCAGAAACACAGCUUAGCUUUUGAUAUCCUCAGCCUGCUUUUUCACCCCGAGCAGGAGGACUGGAUUUUGGCUUACAGCCACGACCAAAAGCUCUAUGUCUCUGUUGAAUUUGGGAGGAGAUGGCAGCUUGUGCACGACAAUGUCGUCCCCAACAGAUUCUACUGGUCCAGACUGGGUCUAGACAAAGAGCAAGGAAUGAUUCACCUGGAGAUCAGCAUCUCUGAUGGACGGUCACAGUACAUAACUUGUAAACUUCAGAAUUGCUCUGAUGGAAACAAGGGCAAGCCUUUCCCUGGAUUUAUCAUCCCUAAUUCCCUGGUGGUUCAGGAUGAAUACGUUUUCAUCCAGGUGCCAGUAGGUGGCCAGUCUGUCCAUUAUGUGUCCUAUAAAAGAAAUGCUUUCUACCCAAUGAAGCUUCCCAAGUACACUCUGCCAAAGGACUUGCAGAUAAUCAGCUCAGACGACAACCAGGUGGUGGCAGCGAUUCAGGACUGGCACCAGAAUGACUCCUAUAACCUGUACAUGUCUGAGUCCAGAGGGCUGUUCUUCACCCUGAUGCUGGAGAACGUUGUGAGCAGUGGAGGACCAGAGGGCAACAUCAUGAUAGACCUCUAUGAGGUUGCCGGGAUUAAAGGGGUGUUCCUGUCAAAUAAAGUUGUUGAGAACCAAGUGAAAACUUAUAUCACAUACAACAAGGGGAGAGACUGGCGUCUUCUUCAGGCUCCAUCAACCGAUCUCCAGGGAAACAAGGUCUAUUGUGAACAACCUUAUUGUUCGUUACAUCUACACCUUCAUGUGUCAGAGAAUCCUUACACCUCGGGAAACAUUGUCAGCAAAGAUUCAGCUCCUGGAAUUAUAAUAGCGUCAGGUGUAGUUGGACCUGAGCUGACCAGUAAUAAUGUCAGUAUUUUCAUCACAUCUGAUGCUGGAAACACCUGGAGAGAGGUUUUUCAGGAAGAGUACAGCGUGUUUUUCCUGAAUCAAGGAGGAUCUCUGGUGGCCAUCCGACACACACCUCUGCCAAUUAGACACAUUUGGCUGAGUUUUGAUGAGGGCAGAAACUGGGACAAAUAUAGCUUCACCUCCUCUCCGCUCUAUGUUGAUGGGGUGCUGGGGGAGCCUGGAGAGGACACCCUCAUAAUGACAAUAUUUGGUCAUUUCAGCCAUCGAUCUGAGUGGCAACUUGUCAAAAUCGACUUCCGGUCCAUUUUCCAACAGCAAUGCACAUCUGAAGAUUACAUGACAUGGCAAUUACACAAUGAGGGUGAAGUGUGCAUCAUGGGAAUGAAGAGAAUCUUCCAAAAACUGAAAGCAAACGUUCGAUGUGUCAAGGCCAGAAAUCAGUAUAUUUCCCAGAUGUCAGACUCCUGCCCGUGCACAGAGGCAGAUUUUGAGUGUGACUACGGGUUUGAGAGGCAGAUUGAUGGGAGCUGCGCCCCGGCCUUCUGGUUCAUCCCGUCAGCAACAUCUAGAGACUGCAUCACAGGGGACAGCUUCCUCAACACCACAGGAUAUCGCCGGGCUUUGUCUAACAACUGCACUGAGGGAACUCUGCUGAAGUACAGCCCCAGGCGACAGAAGUGUCCCAGUCAGGCCCCCAAGGGCCUCCAGCUCUUCACCAGUGAGGGAACAUUGGUAGCAACACUGGAGAGGAAUGUCACUUUCUUGGUGUUUCUGGAAGAGGGCCUCGGCUCCAUGACAAGUAUAACAGUGGACUUCGGCGACGGGACCGCCAUAUCGUAUGUUAACAUAAGCUCCAUCGAUGACGGGGUCAAACAUAUCUACAGUAAAGUUGGCAUCUACCAAGUCUCUGCUACAGCAACCAACAGUCUGGGCUUUGACAGGGUGAUACUCUACCUCCACGUCUCCUGUCAGCUUGAACAGGUCCAGCUCUCGGCUCCUUCUGUGGUCGUCAAGAACAAAGCCGUAAACCUCACGACAGUCUUACGCCCCAGCAAUGUGGGAACAGUCACCUAUUACUGGUGGUUUGAUAACAAAACAGAGCCUGUUGUGACUCUGGACGGAGCGAUGUCCUUUACUUUCUCCAAGGAGGGAAGUCACACUGUCACUGUUCAGGCUUCAGUCGGCACUACUGUCCAUCAGGACCAAAUGACUGUAGCCGUUUACGAUUAUUUCAGGUCACAUAUUUUGGCCUUUUCUUCUAACUUGGAUGAGCUGAACCCCGGGGUGUCUGAGUGGAGAGAGGACAUCGGCCGAGUGGUGAAGACCUGCAUGGUUCAGGUCACGGGAAUCAGCGAGGAUCAGCUGCUGGUCACUGUGCUCCCAGGUUUACCAACAACAGCAGAGAUUUUCAUCGUGCCCGAGAAGAGGCGCAGAGACGGAGGCAUGGAUGAAAAGUGGGCGCACCUGGAUCAGCUUUCUCAGGUUCUGCUAAGUGCUUUGAACCAAGACCUCAUCCAGUUCACACUCAAGCCGGGGGUGCAGGUGAACGUGUACGCCACGCGGCUGUCUCCAGCUCCUCUCGUGGACAGCACUGAUAGCGGCCACAGUGGCACCGCAGUCAUCAUGCUCGUGUCAGUCGUACUGAUGGGCUUGGCUGUCUUUGUUAUAUAUAAAUUUAAAAGGAAGAUCCCAGGUAUCAACACAUACACAGCGGAGCAGCCUGACAAAGAACAAGAGGUCAUCCCGACUGUGACCUCCAUAGCCGUCCCAAACCCUGAGGGGGACAAGCUGACCUCACUGGAUCAUGUGGAUGUACAGUUGGACUCAAAAGGCAAAGGCUACCUGCCAUCUCACACAGACAUCAAGCUCUCUGAUGAAGCGCCCCAUGUGUUUUAAUGUUGAGAGUCUAUGACCAACUCGAAAGCAAUACAUCUUCUUUGGCAGUUACUUCCAGCAAGCGAUGAAACCACGGUCACAAUGAAUGGUCUCGAGUGUUUUGCUACCCAUGCAUGGAUGGACCAGUUCACACUGUGCUGCCUAAUCCCUCUGAGGAGACUGUACAGAUUUAUACUCGCUUCUUGAAAAAGGGACACUUUUUGACUGAAAAUACUUGUAUUUUUGCAAGGACAUUGAUCUUUUUAUGUAAAUAAUGUACAUCCAUAAUGGAAGAAGUAAAAGUUAUUUGUCUCAGCUGGUUACAGCUGCGCCUGCUCAAAUGCGAAAGUAUCAAAACAGCGGGACAGAAGUGAUGUAUAAUAAUAUCUCAAAAUAUGCUCCUAUUUCUGUUCUUUGGGCUUGUGUUUGUGAAGUUUACUUUGUUUAACUAUGUGGAAAUAGCUUAUCUGAGUAAGACAGUGAGGGAAGCAGAUUCAUUAAGCUCUGUACAAUCAGUAAAUCUUAUCGCCAGAUUCUCAUCAAAUGAAAGCUUGCAAUAUCCAGGAGAUGAAGGAGGGCUCCUAGUCCCAGAUCUGUGUAUUCCAUCAAGCCUGUCUCUCUGCCGCUCAAAAUGUUAUAUAUGUCAUAACAAAAAUAAGAACAGGAGAUUAAAGUGGAUGGACUAGAUAGGUGCAUACAGUAGAUGAGAAACGGAGCAGUCCCUCGUUUAGGAGACGCAAAUUAGCCAUUUUAGUGACACUGGAAUGAACGCUAACACGAUAAAUGUUAAACCUACUUAAAAACAGAUUAUACACAAAUCUUCUAAUCUAAAUCAUGCAUAUGGAUUAUUAUUGCAGCAGCAAUCUUAUAUUUGAUUGUUUAACAGUCAUUUUGACUGUUAAACAAUGCAAUGACUUUUAAACUUGUGCUUCGUACUUAUUUGUUGCCCAGAGCAUUUCUUGUACAUUCUGGUUUCUAUAAGGAGAACUAAAUGUAAAUUUUCUGAAUAAUUCCUGUGUUAACAAAGACGCUACAGUUUCAGCAGCAAACACUCGCUGUAAUGCAGUAAAAAGUGCUACUAUCUGUAUUUUAUUUCAUUAUUAGUUUAAGAUUUAUGAGCUAUUUGUUUGUGUUUGAGAUUUACCACCAUCAAGUAAAGACUUGUGCUCUUUGUUACAACAAAGACAAGACAUCUCAUGUUUUUGUUGCUUUUCUUUGAACUGAUCUCACUGUGAAGGUUGUGGUGCCUUCUUACAGGAAGUACGACAACACUGAAAAGACACCAGGUUCGAAUGGAAACGCGUUCUUAUUUUUUCAUCUUUUUAUUUGUUUAUUCCGGACUGUUUAUCUGGCACGAUGAUACCAGCAUUUCCACAUGGCUUUUCCUCAGUUUACAGUAACGCAGUGGAGCCUGCAGUCUGUUCUCGGUUUGCCCCCAAGGACUCAGCGGACAAAAGGCUGCGGAUUUGUUCAUCUCCUUCGCUGCGAGGGACACAGAGAUAGAGAAGACGUAUCUCCUGUCAACAAGGCUCAGCCUACGCACAGAGCUUUGGUCAGCUGCUGUCUCUUUGGGAUAAGUACUGAAGUUCUUCUUCAUCAAACUUUUCUUUUUAAGUGUUGUCAGCAUCAUAUGUCAGUAAGACAAAUUGACUAGAGGCUUCUCCAUACUUCUUCCCUCCAAUCCUGCGAUUGAGCCUGAAGCAUAAAUAAACUCGUACCCGUCGUCAGGUGAAUGCUGUCUCUCCACACCGAGCAUCAGAGGACUUUUAUUUCGUGCUUGUUUUUUCUUUGUUAAAAGUUUUUGUCAAUUCCCAAUAAUCAACCUGUGAAUACGAUUGUGGACAUAAUUGCAUGAUGUUUAUUUUUUCCAAGAUAUUUAUAUUAUGUCUUAAUUAGAGAAAAAAAUGUUAGAAAUGUGAACUUUCCGUUUCUCAAAGGCUAGAGGACUUCAUUCAUUACAAGUGACUUGAUUAUACAGUGGGUUGUUACUGUGUUUUUCAUUUGAUCUUGCAGAAGUAACCAUGGUUGCGGAAUAAAGCAGAA